This is a messenger RNA of Penicillium chermesinum, 6615 nucleotides long. RefSeq names its product DNA polymerase epsilon catalytic subunit POL2. NCBI's taxonomy places the organism in Eukaryota, Fungi, Ascomycota, Eurotiomycetes, Eurotiales, Aspergillaceae. Gene Ontology annotation, molecular function: single-stranded DNA 3'-5' DNA exonuclease activity; zinc ion binding; nucleotide binding. The record is from RefSeq and is a predicted model, not a curated record. The transcript is spliced from 4 exons. The coding region runs from base 1 to 6615 and encodes 2204 amino acids. Gene Ontology annotation, cellular component: nucleus; epsilon DNA polymerase complex. Gene Ontology annotation, biological process: nucleotide-excision repair, DNA gap filling; base-excision repair, gap-filling; leading strand elongation.
AUGCCUUCGCGAAAGCCCAGCAAGUUUGGGAAUAAAUACCGAUCUGGCGCUUCAUCCUCCAAUCCAAGACGAACAAAAACCGUCGAGUUCUCCUCUCUACGCUCCACAGAAGCCACCUCUCAAGAUGAGAAAUUCGAAGCCGUUCGACUGGCCAACAGCAUCGAUGAGUCCCUCGGGUUUCCGCGAUUCGAGUCCGGCGAGACAAAGGCCGGAUGGCUUAUUAAUAUGCAUAGUACGACAAUAGAGGAUCCAAAUGUGCAAGGUGGUCGCGCUGGUGUGGAUUACUAUUUUUUGCAGGACGAUGGUGGCAGCUUCAAAGCGACAGUCGAAUACGACCCAUACUUCCUCAUUGCGGUUAAGAAGGGCCAUGAGAUGGAUGUCGAGGAAUGGUGCCGACGAAGUUUCGAAGGGCUGAUCAAGAGCUUCAAGCAAGUGGAGAAAGAGGACUUGAACCUGCCGAACCAUUUGCUCGGUCACCGAAGGAAAUUCCUCAGAUUAAAUUUCGCCAAUGUCGGCAAUCUUCUCGAGGUUCGCAGAACGCUGCUACCCUUGGCAGAAAAGAAUAAGAAAAAUGCCGGUGUGAUGGAUGCAUAUGUGGAGAUGACCACUGCGACGGCUGGCUUUGAUCUGUACGAUGACGAAGAUACUAAUGAGCAACGACCUAAUGGAAAUGUACAAGCGAGCGAUUAUAUUGUUGAUAUUCGAGAGUACGAUGUCCCGUAUCAUGUCCGAGUAUCAAUUGACAAGGAUAUCCGGAUCGGAAAGUGGUACAAUGUCGAGGCAAAGCAUGGGGUAGUUUCUCUCACCUGCUUAGAAGAUCGACUUACACGCGCGGAUCCCGUUGUUCUUGCCUUCGAUAUCGAGACGACGAAGCUCCCUCUCAAGUUCCCCGAUGCUGUCAUCGACCAGAUCAUGAUGAUAUCGUACAUGAUUGAUGGGCAGGGAUUCCUGAUCACCAACCGAGAGAUUGUUUCUGAAGACAUCAGCGAUUUCGAGUACACCCCAAAACCAGAAUACGCUGGACCUUUCAUAAUUUUUAAUGAACCGGAUGAGCGAGGGGUGCUGGAGAGGUUCUUUGAGCAUAUCAAAAUCGCCAAACCCACAGUCAUCGCCACUUACAACGGUGACUUUUUCGAUUGGCCUUUCGUGGAAGCAAGAGCAAGUGUGCAGGGAAUCGACAUGUACACCGAAAUUGGCUUCAGAAAGAACAGCGAAGAUAUCUACCAAGCAGACCAUUGUGUGCAUAUGGAUUGCUUUGCGUGGGUCAACCGUGAUAGUUACCUGCCCCAAGGUAGUCGUGGUCUGAAGGCCGUUACCGUCGCGAAGCUUGGCUACGACCCCGACGAACUUGACCCCGAGUUGAUGACACCGUAUGCGAGCGAACGGCCACAAACUUUGGCCGAAUACUCGGUUUCCGAUGCCGUGGCGACUUAUUACCUCUACAUGAAAUAUGUGCACCCUUUCAUCUUCUCCCUUUGCACCAUCAUUCCUCUCAACCCCGACGAUACCCUGCGGAAGGGAACUGGUACCCUCUGCGAAAUGCUCCUUAUGGUCCAAGCCUACCAAAAUGAGAUUGUUCUACCAAACAAGCACAAAGAUCCACCGGAGGCCUUCUUCGACGGUCAUUUGCUUGAGUCUGAAACUUACGUUGGAGGUCACGUCGAAAGUAUUGAGGCCGGUGUUUUCCGAAGCGACAUCCCCGUGGCUUUCAACGUCGACCCGGCUGCAAUUGAUGAGCUCAUUCAUGACUUGGACCACGCCCUCAAAUUCAGCAUCGAGGUCGAAGAGAAGAAAUCGAUGAAUGACAUCACAAAUUUUGAUGAAGUGAAAGCCCAAAUCACCGAGCAACUUCUUGAUCUGAGGAAUAAUCCCAGCAGAAACGAGGUUCCUUUCAUCUAUCACUUGGACGUUGCCUCGAUGUAUCCCAACAUCAUGAUUACCAAUCGAUUACAGCCAGAUUCGAUGAUCGACGAAUCAAAUUGCGCAGCCUGUGAUUUCAACCGACCAGGAAAGACCUGUGACAGGCGAAUGCCGUGGGCCUGGCGAGGUGAAUUCUUGCCGGCAAAGCGCGAUGAAUACAACAUGAUUCGACGUGCCACUGCCAACGAGCGAUUUCCCGGUCGACACAAGAGUGCUCCCAUGAGAUCAUUCGACGAACUUAGCAUUGAGGAACAAGCUGCGGUGGUGAAGAAACGUCUUCAGGAUUACAGCAAGAAGAUCUACCACAAAAUUCAUGACAGCAAGACCACUGUUCGCGAAGCGAUUAUCUGCCAAAGAGAAAACCCGUUCUAUGUCGACACUGUGCGAAGUUUCCGCGAUCGUCGUUAUGAUUUCAAGGGAAAACAAAAGGUUUGGAAAAACAAGACGGAUUCACUUCAGUCGUCCGGCGCAUCUGCCGCUGAGAUCGAAGAAGCCAAGAAGAUGAUUGUUUUGUUCGAUUCUCUUCAACUGGCGCACAAGGUCAUUCUGAACAGUUUCUAUGGGUAUGUCAUGCGUAAGGGUUCUCGAUGGUAUUCGAUGGAGAUGGCUGGUGUCACUUGUCUCACUGGUGCUCAUAUCAUUCAAAUGGCCCGAGAGCUUGUCGAAAGGAUAGGCCGACCGCUUGAGCUCGACACCGAUGGCAUUUGGUGUAUGCUUCCUGGCACAUUCCCCGAGAAUUUCGCCUUCACCAUGAAGAACGGGAAAAAAGUGGGCAUCUCAUAUCCCUGUGUUAUGCUUAAUCACCUCGUCCACGCGAGGUACACAAACCACCAGUAUCAAGCACUUACCGACCCAUCUACCUUCAAGUACGAAACUUACAGCGAGAACUCUAUCUUCUUCGAAGUCGACGGACCAUACCGGGCGAUGAUUUUGCCUACUUCGAAGGAGGAGGACAAGAACUUGAAGAAGCGGUACGCCGUUUUCAAUCAUGAUGGCUCGCUUGCUGAAUUGAAGGGAUUCGAGGUCAAGCGCAGAGGAGAGCUGAAACUGAUUAAGAUCUUCCAGACUCAGAUCUUCAAAUUCUUCUUGGAGGGAAGUAACCUUGCCGAGACCUACGCUGCCGUUGCUCGAGUUGCAGACCGGUGGUUGGAUGUUCUCUACGAGAAAGGAUCGACUUUGGCUGACGAGGAGUUGAUUGAUCUUAUUUCGGAGAAUCGAAGCAUGACCAAGACCCUCGAAGAAUAUGGAAACCAAAAAUCAACUUCCAUUACAACAGCGAAGCGUCUGGCUGAAUUCCUUGGUGAACAGAUGGUCAAAGACAAAGGAUUGAACUGCAAGUACAUUAUCUCUUCGCGACCUCGAAACACCCCUGUCACCGAAAGAGCCAUUCCAGUCACUAUCUUCUCUGCCGAAGAAAACGUCAAGCGGUUCUUUCUUCGCAAAUGGCUUAAAGAGGACCCGGGAGACAUGGAUCCUCGAACGGUGAUUGAUUGGGAUUACUACAUCGAACGUCUGGGGUCUGUGGUUCAAAAGCUCAUCACCAUUCCGGCCGCUCUACAGAAGCUCCGAAACCCAGUUCCCCGUAUUGCUCAUCCUGACUGGUUGCAACGUCGAAUCGCCCAGAAGGAGGACAAAUUCAAGCAAAAGAAGAUGACUGAUAUGUUCGGCAAAUCCGAUAAAGCACCACUGUCUUCCAUAUCCACCAAUAUUCUUGAUCACCGCGUCCAACAUGCUGGUGAUAUGGACGAGGUGAUUGCUAAUUCGACCCAGCUGAAGAUCAAAUCACCGGAGGGCAAGUUGUCUCGGAAGCGCCAGCAUCCAGAAGGUCAUUCCAAUACCGCCUUGGAUCCCUUUGCCAGCCUUCCUGCCACCAUGCCAUCAAUCACUGAAGACUACGUGGGCUUCCUGAAAUACCAAAAACAAAAAUGGAAGAUCCAGAAACAAGCGCGAAUUCGCCGCAGGCAGUUGUUCGGUGAUCGCCCCAAUACUACUUCUGACGGACUGGGCAGCUUUUUCCGCAACAAAGCUCAAAUGUUGUACAUUAGUACUUGGCAAGUCUUGCAGCUGUGCGAAACAGGCCGGCCGGGCAUUGUCCGUGCUUUUGUGCUCAUUGACCAAAAAAUUCAUGCUCUCAGUGUCAAAGUUCCCCGUCAGUUCUUCGUCAAUCUUAAGAGAGAAUCGUUACCGGAUAUCGAGGUACCAGAUUGUGAGGUAGAAAAGGUUAACCAUACUCUACCAAAUGGCCAUCCUUCGGUUCAUCUUUUCAGGGUUUCAUUGUCUGAAGACACGUUUCUCGAAGAAGCUGACAAGAUGGACGCUCUGUUCCAGCACCCCAGUAUAGAGGGUGUGUACGAACGACACGUUUCCCCCAGUGUCCGGGCUGUGCUCAAAUUGGGAAGCCAUUGUACUUUUGACGAAGAGCAACGGGGUGUACUGGGCGAUGGAUUGGACAAGGGCUUUGACCUUUCGAACCUACUGCACACUUCCUCCGAUACGCCUUAUCUCUUGGACUCUCCUUUAGCCUACCACUACCUCUACCAUGUGUCAUCUGGCGAUCGCCAGAUAUUUGCACUUUUCUCAACGACCAAGAAAGAAGCACACAUCGUCAUUCUGAAUCGCACGAGAGAUGUCCAGGGACUACCAAACGUCGACAAAAUCUACUCGGAACUUCUUACGAGGAAGCUGCAAGAUGGUUCCAGUGACGAAGUGCAGAAUGCAUUCCAAUACCAGGAUAAGAUCCACUUCAAGACUACGCAGGUGAUGACAAGACGGAAGGCUCACCUUGAAGUUGGCGACUUGGUGCGUAAACUCCGAAACGAUGAGAGCCAGCCGGCUGUACUGGUAAUUCAAUCUCAGCAAAAAGACCGUCUUUGCCAUGACAUCCCCAUUCUGAAAGAGUACCCGACCCUUUCCGUAAAACCGGAAGUUUCUGACAUGGAACUGCCUCCUCUUGGCUGGCAGGCGUUCAUUUCAAGGCGGAUUGUCACGCACUAUCUGUACCUGUCGGCUUGGAUUCAGCACCUGACGCUGCUCGCACGGUACGGAGAUGUCCCGCUCUGCAAUCUUGAGACCGAUGACCCUCGAUACCUCAUCGAUAUCUCAUAUGCUCGGCGAUUGCAAAAGAGUAAUGUUGUGUUGUGGUGGUCGAACGGGCCGCGACCUGACCACGCCGGCUAUGAGAAGGACGACAUCGUUGGGCCGCUCGAGAAGGUUAACAUGCCAUCGGUAAAUAUGCCGAAUGCAUAUUCAACCGUCUGUAUUGAAUUGGAUGUUCGGAACCUUGCCAUCAACACCAUUCUUACUUCAUCUAUUGUCAGUGACAUGGAUGGAGGCGACACUCUCCUCGCUGGGAAUGGUACCGAGGACAACGGGAUCUUAUAUUCUGAAAAGGCGUUCGCAUCUGCGGGUGCCGUUGUACUUCGAGAGAUGGUCAAACACUGGUGGACUGAAGCAUGCGCCGGUAAUAGCAUGGCCGAUAUCAUGGUGCAACACUUAAUUCGAUGGGUUGAGAGCCCAGUUUCAUGUCUCUAUGAUCGGUCUCUGCACAACUACGUGCGCCUGCUGUCACGCAAAUCCUUCCAACGACUGAUGGGUGAAUUCCGACGAGUUGGCUCCAACGUCGUCUUCGCUAGUUCGACUCGUCUCCUGCUUCAGACCACGAAGACUGAGGUGGGUAACGCAUAUGCCUACAGUCAAUAUGUCUUGAAAUCCAUUCGGGCGAAUCCAUCCUUCCACUUCGUCGAUCUGGAGAUCAAGGAAUACUGGGACUACCUUGUUUGGUAUGAUGAGUACAACUACGGCGGCAAGGGCUGUCGCGAGGUGGUAGAGGCAGAACAGCAAGACCUCGAGACCGUCAUGCACUGGCAACUCAAUAGGUUCCUCCCGACGCCCAUGCAGAACAUCUUCAACGACUGGACUGUCGAGUUCAUUGAACUGAUGCACAACUUGAAACGACCAGAUCUCCAGAACGGUAACAUGUCUUCAACGCCCCGUAUGACGCAGAUCCCCAUUGGACAGCCAGGCGAUAAGGAAAGUGAAGAAAUUUCGGCCAUUCUUGCCGAGAAGUUCUCGAAGCCUCUUAAGAAGCAAAUCUUGGGCUUAAUCCGCCGCCAGCGGGACGAGCUACUCCAUCCAGAACUCGCAUCUGACUACGCCUUCCCCGUCCUGACCUGUCUGUCCAAGACUAUCUCAUUGGAGUCACGACUGUUGCGACGUGAACUGCUCGCUCUCUUUGAAGUUCGCGAGUUCAGCAAAGAAGGUCGAUUCGAAAACCCCAGCACCAAUUUCAAAUUGACAGAGCUGACCUGCAACGCUUGCUGUCUCAUUCGAGAUCUUGAUCUAUGCCGCGAUGAGGAUGUGCUGCCGGACCCUGGGGCCGAAGCCAGCAAAACCCCCAAGCCUUGGCGUUGUCCCUUCUGUCAGACGGAAUACGAUCGACUUGCUCAAGAGGAAGUCAUGAUUGGCCAAGUCCAUGGUCUCGUGGUUGAGUGGCAGACACAAGAUCUGAAGUGCGCCAAGUGCAGCAACCUCAAAGUGAGCGAGUUCAUGGAGCACUGCUCAUGUAGUGGCACGUGGGCACCUACUAUUGAUCUCAAGGAGACGGAGAAGAAACUCCAGGUGAUGCAGAGCGUCGCCAAGUUCCAUAGUCUUCAAUUGCUCGAAGGUGAGGUGGACAGCAUCCUAGCUCGCAUGUAG